Molecule: messenger RNA, 1637 nt
Organism: Triticum dicoccoides
Lineage: Eukaryota; Viridiplantae; Streptophyta; Magnoliopsida; Poales; Poaceae
Exons: 4
Coding region: 43-771 (242 amino acids)
Molecular function (GO): protein binding
Source: RefSeq, a predicted model, not a curated record
UCCCGUCCGUGUGUGGCUAGCUAGGUCUUCCACGCCGCCCAAAUGAACGCAAGCGAGGACGGCGGCCGCCGCCGCCGCCGUUCCCAAACCCACGACGAGGCCGACGGAGUGGCCCGCCUCCAUCCCCAGGUUCACGCGGGCGAGGAGGGAGCCGGAGUGGCUCGCGGGCGCAGUACGCGCCCCCGCGCCCGCCCUCGUUCCCGGAUCCACGCGACCGGCGAGGGCGCCGGAGUGAUCUGUCGCGUCAGCAUUCCGGCGGCACUGGCCUCGCCGUUCGAAGACGACGACCUCCUGAGGGAGAUUCUCCUCCGUCUCCCGCCGCAGCCCUCCUCGCUACUCCGGGCCUCCGCCGUCUGCAAGCAAUGGCGAUGCGCCGCCACCGACCCCAAGUUUCUCCACCGCUUCCGCACGCACCACCGGAAGCCGCCCCUCCUCGGCGUCUUUCACGUGCGCAACAGGGAUGAUAUCGUCUUCACCCCAAUACUGGACGCACCCGACCGCAUCCCUCCUCGGCGAUUCGACCUUAUUAGCAGCACGGAGGUGGUGCUCUUACUGCUCGAUUGUCGCCACGGUCGCGUCCUUCUCAUUAACGUGGGGCGGGAUGAGGCCAUCGUGUCCACCCCCAUCACCGGCGAGCAGCGCCUCGCCGCCUCCUGCCCAUUCCGUCGGAGUUCAAAUUCACCGAUGAUGUCAACGGGGCUGUGCUCUGCGCUGCCAGCGACCAUGGCCAUGUGCACGGAAGCUGCCACUCGAGCCCCUUCAAGAGCCUAGCUGUGAUCAAGGGGCCUCCCAUUACAGAUGAUUUCCGCCAUGCCAGCCAUUGGAUCGUGCAGGCUGAGGAUGGUGCUGUUGGCUUCGCCAUAUUGACUUGCAGUCACUUACAAAUGUGGCAGAGGAUUAUAAAUUUCCAUGGUGUUGCCACAUGGGUGUUAUGGAAGACCAUUGACAUGCAUACCAUCCGUGGGCUCCCUCCCCAGAUUGACAUGAUACGUAUAGCGGGAUGCAUUGAGGAUACUGACGGACUAUUUCUAUUCGUGGGCCAUGAUGUCUAUAUGGUUCAACUUAAUUCAAUGCAGUCUAGGAAACUUUUUGAAAACCGUGGUUAUACUUACUAUCAUUCGUUCAAGAGUUUCUAUCAGCCAGGCACAACCAUUGCUGGUGCAUGUGAUGCAGCUGAAAUGUUGCACGAUACAUAGGAUGACUGUCUGGUUUGAUGUUCUAAUGUGCUGAAACGGUUCAGCAGCUUGUGCAAUAUUUACCUUUUAAUGUUUCACAUGAGCCAGAGUACUCAUCAUUAACUCGACUGUUUGCGGCUGAAGAUAUGGGACCUGACGACAACCAUACUUGAAACCAUAGUAACUGGGCAGCUGGAGGUUGCAUUUUUACCCUGGGGAGGGUUUGAUGUUGCAUUUGUCUGUUAAUCAUUCUCUGCUGGACUUCUCAGUGAUUUCAACAUUUUUUAUACUAAAGUGAACGCAACUGGGCAGCUGGAGGUUGCAUUCUUACCAUGGGAGGGUUUGAUGUUGCAUUUGUCUUUAGAUGGAUCAAUCUCUGAUUAUCUCCCAGGUGUCUGUUUCGCUCCUUGCUUAAUCGAUCCAAACCUCCAUGUGUAUGAUGGAAACAUUAUAUUAUGCUAG